AAAGUGCAAAAGUAGCCAUUCGGAUACAAUAUCUGUGAUUUGAAGAAAAUUCUCCCGCGCAAAACAAAGGAAGUCGCGAGGAUUUUAUCACACCAAACUGAACCAGCCUGACCUUCAGACAUAAAUAAUUCUCUAUUGCACGUCGAAAAAACCCUUUUUAUUCACCCAAAAUAAUUCACAAUUUCGCAAUUAGGUAGUGCUGAAUGAUGCCUACGAGUGUCUUUCGCGAUAUUUGUAACCAAAGUCAAAUUGGUGAGAGAAUCCGAAGGCGCUUGGCAACAUCAACAAAAGAUAGUAAAGCCUUCGUGCAGAAUUUGAGCCUCUACCGAUCCCUCAAAGUUCAUCGUGGGUGCGUCAAUACGGUAACAUGGAAUGACAAGGGGAACUACGUCCUCUCCGGAUCGGAUGAUCAGAGUCUCGUGGUGACGAACCCGUUCACGGGGAAUGUUCUCGUGAAAUGCCGUACGGGGCAUCGUGCAAAUAUCUUCAGUGCUAAAUUCAUGCCACACACGGGUGAUCAGGAGGUUGUCUCGUGCUCCGGGGAUGGUUAUGUCAUCUACACGGAACUCCAAUCGUCCGAUGUCUGCAAUACGGCCAAUAUAAAUGAGUUCAAUUGCCACAGCAACAGCACAACGUACGAAGUGAUAACAAUCCCGCAGGAACCGCGAUGCUUCAUGAGUUGCGGGGAAGAUGGAACGGUGCGCUUGUUUGAUCUGCGUAAGUUGUCCAACUGCCACAAGAUGUGCUGCAAGGAGAACAUUGUCAUUAUGAGUCCAUCCUCCAUUACGGCAAUGUGUAUGUCACCAACAUCGCAGAACUACGUGGCUGUGGGGAGCUCAGACAGUCACAUCAGGAUCUACGAUCGACGCUUCCUGUCGUACAUUGACUUCACAGCGGGCGGGGAACAAAACACCGUCCCCGUGAAGGCUUUUACGAUCCCUUCGCUGGAAAAGCGCCCAUUUAGGGUGACUUCGGUCUCCUACAGUGCUGAUGGGAUGCAGUUGCUUGUCAGCUACUCAUCGGAUCAUCUCUAUUUGUUCGAUAUCUCACGCAAUGGUGUGGAUGUGAUGCCGCUAAAUGAUAAAGUUAAGCGAAAGAUGCACCGGCAGGAGAAUUCUGACCCACCGCCGGUGCGAAGGCUACGCUUGCGGGGUGAUUGGAGUGAUACGGGACCCGAUGCGAGGCCAGAGCGUGAGGUGAUGGACAAUAUGGGGGCAUCUACGGGGCAGGUUCGGCCAAUUUUGCAUGCAACGAUGAUGAAUCGCAUGACGGAGGUGAUUUCGAGAAUGCUAGCAGAUCCCCGGACGAGGGCCAAUCUCAAUUUACUGAGUCAUCUGGGGCAGCAGGCGAAUCCAACAAUUGCCGAGGAGCAGAGGCAGCAGCAAAAUGAGCCUGGUCCCAGUUCAGGGGCAGCUCCACAUCCCAAUGGUAGCAAAAAUGCCCGAGAUCACGAUGCAAAUAGCCCAAACUACACGUCAGACGAUGACGAUGAUGCCGAGGAGAAACCUAGUCAGCUGCCGGAGGCUACCUACCAGGAAGAUAUUGAGGGGCAGGAGAGUCACACCUAUGACUACCUCCUGAUGAAAUUUACCGGACACAGGAAUGCCAGGACAAUGAUAAAGGAGGCCUCCUUCUGGGGGGAUGAAUACAUAAUGUCCGGCUCAGAUUGUGGGCAUGUCUUCACGUGGGAACGUGCCACGGGGAAGCUUGUAAUGCUAAUGGAAGCUGAUCAUCAUGUGGUGAACUGCAUUCAACCGCACCCCACUCUACCCUAUUUAGCCACGUCCGGCAUUGACUAUGACGUGAAAAUUUGGGCACCGUUUCAAUGUAACGACGAUGAGGACACACCACGCUUUGAUGAGGAGAAAGCACAGAGACUCAUGGAAAGAAAUGCUGUGAUGCUUGAAGAGACUAAAGACACAAUUACUGUACCCGCAGCAGUCAUGAUUCGGAUGCUAGCCUGCAUCCACUCAUUUAGGAAUAGAAAUAGAGGCAAUAUUGCUAGAAUUGACGAUGAGGAUGAUUAGCAAAGUGAACAAAAUGUACAAUGAAAUGCUGAUUAAUAAAAUUUGCGAGACUUGA
Lutzomyia longipalpis is the source of this 2082-nucleotide messenger RNA. Its product is annotated as DDB1- and CUL4-associated factor 6-like. Gene Ontology annotation, cellular component: cytoplasm; Cul4-RING E3 ubiquitin ligase complex. Bases 204 to 2027 code for a protein of 607 amino acids. The record is from RefSeq and is a predicted model, not a curated record. The transcript is spliced from 4 exons. Gene Ontology annotation, biological process: positive regulation of transcription by RNA polymerase II. NCBI's taxonomy places the organism in Eukaryota, Metazoa, Arthropoda, Insecta, Diptera, Psychodidae. Gene Ontology annotation, molecular function: protein binding.